Molecule: messenger RNA, 1270 nt
Organism: Coturnix japonica (Japanese quail)
Lineage: Eukaryota; Metazoa; Chordata; Aves; Galliformes; Phasianidae
Gene: DNAJB13
Product: DnaJ heat shock protein family (Hsp40) member B13
Cellular component (GO): cytosol
Molecular function (GO): protein-folding chaperone binding
Source: RefSeq, a predicted model, not a curated record
GCUCCGCGCUAACGGAAACGGAAAUAUAUCAGAGAGCCGGAAGUGCGGCCUACAGGCGUUGCCUUGGUAACCCAUCCUCUGUUUGCGUAACCAUAGCGAGGAGGCCGCCAUGGGGCAGGAUUACUACGCCGUGCUGGAGCUGGGCCGCCAGGCCACGGACGCCGACAUUAAGAAGGCGUACCGGCUGUUGGCCUUGGAGAACCACCCGCAGAAAUGCAGGGAGCCGGAGGCGCAGGAGCGGUUCAGGCUGUUGGCGGAGGCCUACGAUGUGCUGAGCGACCCUGUAAGGAGAGGCAUCUACGAUCGGUUCGGUGAAGAAGGUCUCAAAGGCGGCGUCCCUGUGGAGUCUGGCAGUGAGGAUGCCUGGACUCCUGGUUAUGUUUUCCACAACAACCCCGACAGAGUCUUCAAGGAGUUCUUUGGAGGACACAACCCCUUUGCAGAGUUCUUCACCAAGGAUGGUGUGGAGGCGACGCUGCCCUUUGGAGGGCUGCGAGGAAGAGGUGUGAUGAAGCAGGACCCCCCGAUGGUGUGGGACCUCCAUGUCUCCCUCGAAGACCUUUUCUUUGGCUGCACCAAGAAGAUGAAGAUCUCCCGCCGGGUGAUGAACGAAGACGGCCAAACAAGCACCAUCAGGGACAAGAUCCUGAUCAUCGACGUGCAGCCGGGGUGGAAGCAAGGCACCAGGAUCACAUUUGAGAAGGAAGGAGACCAGGGCCCAAACAUCAUUCCAGCCGACAUCAUCUUCGUUAUCCAAGAGAAACCUCACCCGAGGUUUAAAAGAUCCAACGACGACCUCAUUUACGUGGCCAACAUCCCCCUGGGAAAGGCACUGAUUGGCUGCACAGUGGAAGUGAGGACGCUGGAUGGGCGGCUGCUGAACAUCCCCAUCAAUGACAUCGUGCACCCCACCUACUGCAAAGUGGUGCCUGGGGAAGGGAUGCCGCUGCUGAAGGACCCGCACCAAAAGGGCGACCUCCUCAUCCAGUUCAACGUCUGCUUCCCCAAACGUCUCAGCCCCAACAAGAAGGUGCUCCUGAAGAGAGCGCUGCUGCCCUAAGAGCUGCUGCCACCCCCCGCUUUCCUCCCGCUGAGGCCGCCAGUGCUGAGAGUGAGCUCUCCCCGCUGUUGGGCUGCUCCCCUUUGGCAAGAGCAGAAUCAUUGAGGAAGAGACCACGAGGGCUGGAACCCAACAGCAGCUCCGGACCGGGAGUAAAACCCCACCCUCCCCUCUAAUAAAGAGAAGGUGACAGAACCCCAAGUACUACUG